AUGACCAGCGAUAACUCGUCCAGACACCAGAUCGAUUCUGAUUAUUGUCAGAUCAUGCACUAUCUGUUUUUCAACUCUAUUCAGUUGGCAAGAGUGAAGUUCAAUUCCAAUCAAGAGUGCAGCCACAUCCAUAACUACACGUUACUACAGAAAAGCUUCAAAAAAUUGAAGGUGGAUAAGGAAGUACCAGUCGAUCAAUUGAUUAGAGGACGUUUCCAAGAUAAUUUCGAGUUCCUGCAGUGGUUCAAGAAGUUCUACGACGUUAACUAUAGAGGUACCUGUCAUAAAAACAGUUAG
Messenger RNA from Aethina tumida (small hive beetle), 297 nucleotides. RefSeq names its product microtubule-associated protein RP/EB family member 1-like. Gene Ontology annotation, biological process: protein localization to microtubule plus-end; regulation of microtubule polymerization or depolymerization; spindle assembly. Lineage: Eukaryota; Metazoa; Arthropoda; Insecta; Coleoptera; Nitidulidae. Bases 1 to 297 code for a protein of 98 amino acids. Gene Ontology annotation, cellular component: microtubule organizing center; spindle midzone; cytoplasmic microtubule. Gene Ontology annotation, molecular function: microtubule plus-end binding. The record is from RefSeq and is a predicted model, not a curated record. The transcript is spliced from 2 exons.